Messenger RNA from Cryptococcus amylolentus CBS 6039, 666 nucleotides. RefSeq lists its product as hypothetical. The transcript has a single exon. NCBI's taxonomy places the organism in Eukaryota, Fungi, Basidiomycota, Tremellomycetes, Tremellales, Cryptococcaceae. The record is from RefSeq and is a predicted model, not a curated record. Bases 1 to 666 code for a protein of 221 amino acids.
AUGGCUGCACCUGGUCAACGAUUUUUCUUAGGAGACAACAAUGUGGAGCAUUUCAUGAUGAACGCGAUCGGCGCUGGGAUGGGACUCUUCAUUGGGCCUGGAGGUGUAGGUAGAGCUUUCGGAGGGGCGGGGCCUGCUAGAGCAGAGGCAGAUAUCGAAACAAUCCUGAGAAGCGUCGAGGUGCCCAAGUACCCUCCGCCAACAGCGGGGUUCAUGGCCAGCUUUGAUAUGGAGGAGGCGCAGUCCAAGCAGGCAAUUGAAAUCGAUGACAAUGGGGUAGUCAAGAAGAAGAAACGGAAACAACCCAUCCUCGUCUGCGCCAAGUGCAAAGACCCGCUGCUCAUCUCUGAAGCCUACCGCACCCCCGCCGACAGAGUUUGGGCUCUCCGCUGUGGUCACAUCAUCGACCAAAAGUGCCUCGACGAGAUUCAGGCCCCGAGGUCCAUUAUGGAGAUGGCGAGCGUGGACAAGCAUCCGGACGUGUUGGAUGAGCAGCCGGCGAAGAGGAGGAAGGGCCUGCGCAAGGCGAAGGAGCAGGAGAAGCCGGCGGACGAGUAUACGUGGAAGUGUCCGGUGGAGGGCUGUGGGAAGCGGCACAUGAGCCAGGAUAUAGGCGGGUCAUGGGUGAUGGUUGAGGGAGAAGGGGCGUUGCAGGUGUACGCUUGA